This is a messenger RNA of Dimorphilus gyrociliatus, 771 nucleotides long. Lineage: Eukaryota; Metazoa; Annelida; Polychaeta; Dinophilidae. The record is from the annotation of a GenBank genome assembly.
AGUUGUACUUUUCAGGAUAUCCGGAAAGUUACUGAGCGGUAUCUGGAUAAAAUGUCGCUUAAACAAAACGAUUAUGUCUGGGCGAAGAUGAAAGGAUAUCGAGAAUGGCCCGGGAAGAUCUCUAUUAUUGUUAAACCAAAUUUGCAUAGCGCCUGGAUAGCUGAAGACCAACUUCAUCCGUAUGAAGAAAACAAAGAUAAGUUCCUUCCAACGAAUGCGAAAAAAAGCUUGAAAGAUGCCGUAGCAGAAUUAGAAAAGACAAGAGAUUCAAAUGCUCCUCUUGAACCAUUUAAAUCUCCAGACGAAAAAGCCUUCUUUUCUCUUGUUGAAGAAAAAGAACGUGAUAAAAAACCUAGGGGCAGGCCUCCAAAACGAACAUCAUCACCUGUAACAUCUACAGCUUCAUCUGAAGUUAAAAAGUCAAAGACUGCUGGAGCAAAAUCAGAAUUGGCCGAAUCCUCAACCGAAGCGAGUAUGAGGCGUCACAGCACGAAAUUUACCUGGGGAGUAGAAGAAGAUGAUACUAAUUCUCAAACGAGCAGAGAUGGAACUCCUAAAAGAGAAUCGGGAGUUUUGGCGGCAACUGCAACCCCAACUUCUACUAUACCAACACCGCAACGAAUCGGAUUUCUUGGCAUUGGAAAUAUGGGGCACGGCAUGGUUGCUAAUUUAUUAAGAAGUGGUCACGAAGUGACAAUUUGGAAUAGGAGUAAUUCAAAGGUAAGUGAAAAUGAAAUGAAUAUAUGCAUGUCUCGCUCUAUCUUUCACUAA